AUGGACCGCCGUCUGUCCCUCUGGGUGCUGGUGCUGCUGGGUCCUGCCCUGGUUUUCGCGCUGGGCCCCACGCCUUCCCUGGAGACGCCCGAGAAGUUGUGCGGCCACCACUUCGUGCGCGUGCUGGUGCGCCUGUGCGGGGGCCCGCGCUGGUCCCCCGAGGCCGGGAGGCCGGUGGCUGGCGGUGACCAGAUGGGGUCUCGCUAUGUUGCCCAGACUAGUCUCAAACUCCUGGCCUCAACAGAUCCUCCCACCUUGGCCUUCCGUAGUGCUGGGAUUACAGGUGUGAACUGCUACAGUGGCUGGAGAGACGACAUCUGCUCCACGGGAUGGCGGCCAACAGUGACCCUGCACUGGUACCUGGCCUGCAACCCGUGUCCCAGGCCUCUCACCGUCAUCGCCACCACCGGGCAGCUACCACCAACCCUGCUCGCCGCUGCUGCCUCAGUGGCUGCAGCCGACGAGACCUGCUGA
Molecule: messenger RNA, 474 nt
Organism: Lemur catta (Ring-tailed lemur)
Lineage: Eukaryota; Metazoa; Chordata; Mammalia; Primates; Lemuridae
Gene: INSL3
Product: insulin like 3
Exons: 3
Coding region: 1-474 (157 amino acids)
Biological process (GO): adenylate cyclase-inhibiting G protein-coupled receptor signaling pathway
Cellular component (GO): extracellular region
Molecular function (GO): hormone activity; G protein-coupled receptor binding
Source: RefSeq, a predicted model, not a curated record